GGCUUCAUGCAUAAAUCUUGAUCAACAAUGGUAAUAAACUUUUUCAGUCAAUAUAGCUUUCUGAUAAUAAAAUAAAAAGUAUACAUAUCUUCUUCUCUUCUUCUUUCAGAUAGUGGCCAUACCCCACUUUUGCCUCCACCAUCUCCUCCAUAACCAGGCUCUUCCCUUUAUAAAUACCCUUCUUAAGGGAGUGUGUCCUUCACACUUAUCACUUUAAUCUCUUCUCCUCCUCUUCUUCUUCAUCAGUAUCACUGUCAUAAUACAUUUUAAUCAUUUCAAACCCUUGAUCAUUUUCUUCCAUGGCAGCCAACACCAGCAGGUUCCCUCUGGCUGUUAAUGAUGUUGAGCAACAAGCCACUGUAUUAGAGCUAGAACCCACGAAGGAUCAGGACUUCGACUAUUCAAAAAGAGCACAAUGGCUACGAGCUGCAGUUCUUGGUGCCAACGAUGGUCUGGUCUCCACUGCAUCACUGAUGAUGGGUGUUGGUGCUGUGAAACAAGACAUCAAGGUCAUGAUACUUACUGGAUUUGCUGGACUAGUAGCUGGAGCUUGUAGUAUGGCAAUAGGUGAGUUUGUGUCUGUGUACUCACAGUUGGACAUAGAGUUGGCUCAAAUGAAGAGAGACAAGCAAAGAGGAGGUAAUAAUAAUGAAGGAAAACAAGAAAAUGGAGGUCAUGAAGAAGAAGAAGAAGAGAAGGAGAGUUUGCCUAAUCCACUGCAAGCAGCUGCAGCCUCAGCUCUUGCAUUUUCAGUUGGGGCAAUGGUGCCACUAUUAGCUGCUUCUUUUAUAAGAAACUAUAAGCUGAGACUAGGUGCUGUAGUUGGUUCAGUGAGUCUGGCUUUGCUGGUGUUUGGGUGGUUAGGGGCUGUGUUGGGGAAGGCACCAGCGGUUAGGUCCUCUGCUAGGGUUUUGGUUGGUGGUCUAAUGGCUAUGGCCAUAACCUUUGGACUAACCAAGUUGAUUGGUUCCAGCGGUCUGUGACUUGCCUUUUGUUCAAACUCCUCUCCAACUUUAAAGAGUACUAUUUCAGUAUCACAAAUCAAAGAUAACUAAUUUUCUUUUUUUUUUCUUUUAAUUUCCUUUUUUAAAAAAAAAUAAUUGUGUGAGAAUAUUUAUCUGAACUAGAUUUAUAUGUACUCGUUGUAUAUUUAACUAAUGAAAUCUAUAUGAAAUCUCAUAAAUUUAUAUUAUGAGUUUG
Molecule: messenger RNA, 1200 nt
Organism: Manihot esculenta (cassava)
Lineage: Eukaryota; Viridiplantae; Streptophyta; Magnoliopsida; Malpighiales; Euphorbiaceae
Product: vacuolar iron transporter homolog 1
Exons: 1
Coding region: 300-983 (227 amino acids)
Biological process (GO): intracellular manganese ion homeostasis
Cellular component (GO): membrane
Molecular function (GO): iron ion transmembrane transporter activity; manganese ion transmembrane transporter activity
Source: RefSeq, a predicted model, not a curated record